Molecule: messenger RNA, 3183 nt
Organism: Eriocheir sinensis (Chinese mitten crab)
Lineage: Eukaryota; Metazoa; Arthropoda; Malacostraca; Decapoda; Varunidae
Product: calnexin-like
Biological process (GO): protein folding
Cellular component (GO): endoplasmic reticulum; endoplasmic reticulum membrane
Molecular function (GO): calcium ion binding
Source: RefSeq, a predicted model, not a curated record
GGCGGGGCAGGACUCACGCCGCCACACACACCCGGCACACCCAGGCGUGUCUCGGCCUUUAGUACGCCUUCUUUGCAUAGAUUAACCCCACCCCCUGUACAUCUGUGCCACUCUCAGGCAGUCUUGUACUAUAGGGCAGAGUCGAAGUCGGCAGGCUUCAUGAUGUCGUGGAGGUGGUCGAAAAAGAUCCUGCUCACAUUCUUCUUGUUGGGUGUGUUACUCGCAGGUAGAGGAGGAGCCUCAGAGGAUGACGAGGAGGUCACCAUCACAGAGGAAGUUGUUGAGGAAGCAGAGGAAACUGAAGAUGUUGUUUACAGUACACCAAGGCAGAUUGAAAAUGCUUAUGUCAUGGAAACAUUUGAUGAUUUAAUAGCUUUUGAGAAGAAGUGGAUCAAGUCACAGGCAAAGAAGGAAGGAGUGGAUGAAGACAUUGCAAAGUACAAUGGUGUGUGGGUACUCGAGGAGGCCGAGAAGAUGCCCCUGACAGGUGACCGGGGACUAGUGUUAAAGUCCAAGGCCAAGCACGCAGCCAUCUCUGUCCCUUUGAGGAAGCCUUUCGCCUUCUUGGACAAGCCUCUGGUGGUGCAGUAUGAGGUCAACCUUCAAAAUGGCCAGGAGUGUGGUGGAGCAUACAUCAAGCUCCUGACUGCAAAAGAUGGAGGAACAGACCUCAAGAACUUCAAUGACAAGACUCCAUACACUAUAAUGUUUGGGCCUGACAAGUGUGGCAAUGAUUUCAAGUUGCACUUCAUCUUUAGGCAUGUCAAUCCUCUCAAUGGGGAGAUUGAGGAAAAGCACGCCAAAGCCAGUCGUCCCCGUGAGAAGGUUGAGGAGCCAUUCAAGGAUAAGAAACCGCAUCUCUACACACUGGUUAUUCGACCUGACAACACUUACGACAUAUCCAUUGAUCAGGAGGUGAUCAACACAGGAAGUCUCUUGGAAGAUUUCACCCCCCCAGUCAAUCCACCCAAGGAAAUUGAUGAUCCUGAUGACUUCAUGCCCAAAGACUGGGAUGAGAGGGAGAAGAUACCUGACCCUGAUGCCACAAAGCCUGAUGACUGGGAUGAGGAUGCUCCCAUGCAGAUCCAAGACCCUGACGCAGUAAAGCCAGCAGGCUGGCUGGACGAUGAGCCAGAGAUGGUGCCAGAUCACAGCGAGAAACCUGAAGACUGGGAUGAUGAAAUGGAUGGUGAAUGGGAGGCAGCCUUGAUCAACAACCCCAAGUGUGCUGAUGCUCCAGGGUGUGGGGAGUGGAAGCCAUCCAUGAUAGACAAUCCCAACUAUAAGGGGAAGUGGCGGCCACCCAUGAUUGACAACCCCAACUACCGGGGCAAGUGGAAACCUCGCACCAUCCCCAACCCUGAAUAUUUUGAGGACCUGGAGCCCUUCAAAAUGAGACCCAUUGGAGCUGUUGGCAUCGAGCUGUGGUCCAUGUCUGACAACAUCCUUUUUGAUAACCUUAUUGUGACUGACAAUACGGCUGAGGCUGACCAGCUGGCUGCAGACACUUAUGACUUGAAGAUAAUGAAGUUGGAAAAGGGCCAGGUUGGUGUGUUCCGGCGCAUCAUCAAAUACUCAAAUAAGAAUCCCUGGCUCUACGGUAUCUACGUGCUGCUUGUGGCCAUCCCUGUAGUGUUGAUCUUUACCUUCUGCUGUGCUGAAGUAAAGGACUCCAAGGAUGCUAAACGAAAGAAGACUGAUGAGCCAACUGAAGAUGAUCCCCAUGCUGAAGAAGAAGAAGAAGGAGAUGCAGCGGCAGGCAAGGCAGAGGAGGAACCCAUGGUGGAUGCUGCUGCUGCAAGUGAAGAGUCACCAGACAAUGCAGAGAGUGAUUCAGCUAAAGAUGGCAAAGAUGAGGAGGAGAAAGAUGAAGAAGACACAGAAACCAAGAGUGAUAAAGAGGAGAGUCAACAGCGCACUUCUCCAAGGCUUCGCAAGUCCCGAAGAGAGUAAAUGAAUCAAUGAAACUGGAUUUGUUGUCAAGGACUUCAAGAUUUUGAACUGGUUUGAGUGUGAUGAGUAAGGAGUAUUUGAUUGGAUUUUUAUAUGAGGCCUUAUGAUGCUAAAUAGUGCAGUAUGUAAGGAAUUUUAUGCAAAUACCUCACCAAAUGACUUUGGGGUAAUGGAACUACCAGACAUUUUGUUCAAGUUUUUGCGUCCUCAGAUGCAGUGGUAUUAUUAUAAGAUAUAAAAGGCUUACUUUAUGAUACCGAAUAAUGAUCUUGUAACACAAGGAUUAUUAUAACCUAGUCAGUAGAAAAUUUUUGAAAUGCCUUUUCUAUGUACACUAAUGCUAACCAUGCCAAGCUCUCCACUUCAGAGCAAGUGUAUACUGUGAUAGUCAAACACUUCUUUCUUUCUCAAAACAUUCCUCUGUCCUUCAUUGGCAAAGUAAUGGUUAUUUGACUAAUUAAGUCACAUUCUCGUGUAAGAAUUUUAAAGCAAGAGAAGAUUUUGUUUCUAGUACCUGCUUUAUUCAGAAGACGAUUGUUAUUGUCUGUCUUAUAUUUCACCGUGUGUUAUGGUUGGCGUCUGGUAAUCUUUGCAUAUCAUCUUUGAAGUUGGUAAGUACUAUAUAAUAUGUUAGGUGACUAGAUUUAUCUGUAAAUGCUGUACUUUUUUUUCUAAGUUUGAAGUUUUAUGAUCUUUUUAAAGAAUCUGCAACCUGGUCUGUCCUGUAUUAUGCUAGUAGCUUUACAUUCCUUUCACUUGGCAAGAAAAAGUAUAAAUAUAUACAUUGAUAAGGAAGUAGACAUUCAUUUAUCGAUCAAACAUUCAGAUACAAAGGAAAAAACUAAUCACGUGGAUGUGUACUUCAAUGUUUUAGGGGCUGCAGGCUUGUGUGCCUCGGUCCCCAGUCCAAAGCCUGGGUACACCAGUGUUGAAAUAAUUGUGUUAAUAAGAUUUACUUAGUUUUGCAUUGUUAUUUUGCCUAAUCAACAUUAAUUAAGAAAUGUAGAGCAUUGUCAUUGUUACAAGAUGUAUAUGUUUGUCAUGCUGAGGAUGGCUGAUUAAGUAGUGGACAUGCAUUUAUUGUGUGAUUCUUGUUGGUAACGUGGCUGAUUGUUCCCAGCUGUUGUAAUGUAACACCUCAACCACCCUUCCCGUGAUGCAGUAUGUCUCCAAUAUUUAUUCCUGCCUGUAUGUUGUACAGAGGCUUUUACAAUAAAUAUUUUCACUGAA